CUGGAUUUUUCCUGCAGUAGUAUUCAUCGGUUGCAACGGUCAUGCGUACAGUGUUUUCCUCAGCCAUUAACUGAACUUCAUCAGAACUACGUGGAUCUACUCGAAUUUUCAAGGUUCGGUGGAAUGCCUUAUCCAAUCCUACCUGGUGCACGUUCUCCAUCACCAUGGUUUGCGGAUCUACGUUAUACCAUAGCUACUCCACUACCGCACUCGUAUCCCAAAGUUCAGAAGGAGGUGAUGGAAUCGAAAAGAGUGGCUUGCGCUAUAGAAGCAGAAGAAGCUCAAAAUCCUAAUUUGUCCAGGCCACAGUUGAGGAGAAAAUUAAGAGGGUUCUUUAUGGAUAUACGAGCUGCAGUUUCACGGUUCAUUUGCAAAAUCUGUGGCUAUCUUCUUUUUAAGGUCUUUCGUCAUCUUAUGUCACAUCUGCUUGUGAGUCCCCAACAACUCAAAAGACUUACUGAAGCAGAAAAGACUGGUACUCCACUUGUGUACCUUCCUCUUCAUCGAUCGCAUCUUGAUUAUCUCCUUAUCACGUGGACCGCCUGGCAUUUCGGUCUGCGCUUACCACACAUAGCAUCUGGUGAUAAUCUGAACCUCAGUGGUCUUGGAUGGCUGUUACGUUCCACUGGUGCAUUUUUCAUUAGGCGAGCAACUAACGUGCAGGUUAGCCGUGGCAGAGACUCAUUGUACAGAGCCGUUCUUCAUUCAUAUAUCGAGCAGCUUUUGAAUAAGGGUCUUAGUAUAGAGUUUUUCCUGGAGGGCACAAGGUGUCGCUUUGGUAAAUCUCAGCUGCCAAAACAUGGGCUUAUAUCAAAUGUGAUUCAAGCAGUGCAGCAAAAAGCCAUCUCGAACUGUUAUCUGGUGCCAGUGUCGUAUACUUACGACAACAUCGCAGAAGGUGUAUUUUUGGAUGAAUUGGUAGGAAUACCAAAGAAGCGUGAAAGCGUCUUCGGUGUGCUCUAUGCCGUUUUCAAGAGUUUUGGAAAGUCAAGACGAUGUGGGGCGGUGCGAUUGCACUUCGGAAACCCUAAUUUCUUAACAUUUCAGGACUACUUAAUCGCACUUCAAGGGGUCGUCAUGUCUAAUAACGUCACGCCUCAGUUGGGGCGUAUGACCCACUCUUUCUCGUAUAGAGAACUUAUACCUUGGCACACUGGGCAUACGGAGAAGGCUUCUGAUCGAAAUUUGAUUCGAGCGAUAGGAUACCACGUUCUCUAUGGUAUCCUCUUCUGUAGAAUGUUUUGCUCUAGUAUUAUGCCGUGUGAGAACAUUCGUGAAGUUAUUAUGGCUGUCGUUGGUAAAGAAGGUCUUAGUCGUAUGCAGCAUGGUUUGCUGAAUCUACAAGAGAACGAAGAUGAUUUCGCUGGUGGUGACCGCAUUAGUGUUCAGGUACGUGAUUCAUUGUCGUGUGACCUUCUGAUGUUCUAUUCGAAUUUCCUGAGGCCAUUUAUGCAGUCGUUGUACAUUGUCGUUGACAGAUUACUUCUGGAAUCGGAAACAAUCCGAAAUUGGUGUCACUUUUGUGCCACAACCGCUUACUACACACCGUUUCCUCUGAUGUUGGAGGCAGUGAACUCAGACUCAUUUCGGAAUUCACUUCUCCUGUUACGACAAAAAGGAAUACUCUCAGAAGAUUCAAAAUGUUUGCAAAGGCACGAAGGAGAAGUAAUGCACGCCACUUUAAUAAGAUUGUUGACUAUGGAACAGUACACAUGUACUGGAAGUAUCUGUUGGUUCGGGUCUGUACAUGUUUAG
This is a messenger RNA of Angiostrongylus costaricensis, 1755 nucleotides long. The record is from the annotation of a GenBank genome assembly. NCBI's taxonomy places the organism in Eukaryota, Metazoa, Nematoda, Chromadorea, Rhabditida, Metastrongylidae.